This is a messenger RNA of Amorphotheca resinae ATCC 22711, 2215 nucleotides long. RefSeq lists its product as hypothetical. Gene Ontology annotation, cellular component: cytoplasmic dynein complex; centrosome. The transcript has 6 exons. Bases 189 to 1775 code for a protein of 528 amino acids. NCBI's taxonomy places the organism in Eukaryota, Fungi, Ascomycota, Leotiomycetes, Helotiales, Amorphothecaceae. Gene Ontology annotation, molecular function: dynein heavy chain binding. Gene Ontology annotation, biological process: microtubule-based movement; microtubule cytoskeleton organization. The record is from RefSeq and is a predicted model, not a curated record.
CGAUCGACAACGAACGAAGCAAUCAAAUCGAAGCUGGAGGCUGGAGCUAUCUACACUGUUGCAGGCGAUUAAGGAUACAUGCAAGGCGGCCAGCUUGAAUGCUAGUAUUCGAAAACCGAGCGGUCGAAUCCUCCAACUCUGCGAAACACUCUAUUGCGAGCCCCUGAGACCCGGGGACAAAUGCCACGAUGGCUUCCUCAAACAACAGAACCUCCACAUAUACACAGGUCUCGACCUCGAGCGAUCAUGAUAGGCCCAGGAGCUCGGACGCGAAGAAGGACAUGUGGUCUUCCAUGCUGGACGGGGUUGCGAGCGGGAAGAAAUUGCCGGAGAAGAAUAUACUCGUCUUAGGAGGAUCGGCUGAGUCCCAAAGAGAAUUCCUCGAGGCGUUGUCGGGGGAAGAUGCGAGGAAACCGCAGGAUAGACAAAGCAGCAAGCAUCCUCCUAUUGCGAAUAACUUUGCCUUGGGCUACACCUAUCACGAUGUUCUAGAUGCGGACCAUGAAGAUAUUCUUGCUCGCCUUUCCAUAUACCUUCUCGCAGACCCGUCGCCCUCCUUUACCCCCCUUCUGCAACCCCUCCUCACUCCUCAAACUAUCCCCAACACACUCAUCGUCAUACUACUCGACUGGUCACAGCCAUGGUUCUGGCUAAGGGAGCUGAGGGACUGGAUAAGGCUCUUGCGUACUCUUCUGGUCUCGCUGAAUAAUGAGUGUAAGGAGAAGAUGGAAGAGGUCAUGAUCAGCUGGCGGGAUAGGGGUAGAGGUGGGAAUGCCUUGGACGGAGGGGGAACAAGUAGUACGACUGAUAGUGAUGUCAGUUUGCCUUUGGGUCCUGGAGAAUGGGAAGAAGCCUUGGGUCUUCCAUUAUGUGUCGUCUGUCAAAACUCCGAUAGAAUUGAGAUGCUAGAAAAGGAAAGAUCAUGGAAGGAAGAAGAGUUUGAUUUUGUUCUACAGACUCUAAGGACGGUCCUGUUGAAGCAUGGCGCAUCCCUCAUCUACACAAUUCCCUCGGUCACCAGCCCCUUACAAAGUCUAAUACACUCGUCUCUCAGCAUACACUCUCUAUUAAAAAGACAACCUCUCAAACACAAUGUCAUUGACAGAGACAAAGUCGUGGUCCCGCCAAACUGGGACUCUUGGGGCAAGAUCAGAGUUCUACGAGAAGGCUUCGAUGUAGAAGCCGUGAACAAUGGAUGGUCAAUUGAUAUCGAGGAAACCUACGAGUCCAACAGCCACGUGAAUGGCGAUACAGCAAAAGAUUCCGAACCGGUCCGGGCACCUGGCGGCGCGGUAGAGGCUUUUGAGGAGGUAAUCCGGGACCCGAGCCUUGAUGCUCUCCAAGCCACGGCUCAUGAGAGCAACGGUCUCAAACUUGAAGUCUCAAGCGUAGACCCUCAGACCUUCCUCUCUACCCAACUCGAAAUCCUUGACAAGCUUCGUCAGGACGCAUCUGGUAUGGACAAUAGCCGUCUGGCACGUGGUCGACUAGGGUCACCCUCGUUUGAAGGAGAUGAGGCUCACGCAGAUGAGGGACGUGUCAAUGAGCACAUCGGCCCCGUACAGUUCAAUAUGGGUGGAAUCCAGGUAGACGCUGACGAUAUGUUACAACGACUAAAGGAGCGACAAAGCUACCAAACCCCCGAUCCUGCAAGCCCAGGCCAGGUCUCCUCCCCCGAUGGCAAGUCACAAAACGAAGCGCUGGCUUCCUUCUUCGCCGGCCUCAUGAAAAGGGGCGGUGGAAGCGCAGCAAGCAGUCCGAAACCCGGCUUAUAGCCCCCUCUCUUUUCCUAAUAGGUCAUAUGCCGGCUCUCUUCAAUUUGAGCACGACGCAUAUUAGUGACAUGGAGUUCGGACUAAGUGGGGGAGGCGGUAGCUCUUCAAUAGAUGUAUGUACUGUAGAAGAAUUGUCAGUUGCCAGCAGGAUUGCAGGAUUGUUGAAGUUGUGAAAGGCGGCUCUUGCAUGAUUGACAUGAUACCCUGUUGGCGUGGUGUAUAUCUAUUUAUAUAGCUUGAUUGAGAGGUAAUUUCGACAUAGCGCGGUCUGUGUUGAUGCUUCAGAGGCGUUAGCAUCAAUAGGCAUUCGUUUGUUUUUUAUCUGUAGGUAAUGAUGGUCUGUCUACUAUCAAUUGCUCUUGCUAGGUGGAAUUCGACACCCAUGUCACAGCGAGACCUCCGAGGCGUCGAGAUAUUUCCAGUAAUUCAAAAGUCGCCGG